CUUUCUGAUGGUCAUUAGGUAUUUCUCUCUAUUCAUCGUGGUAGGAGUAUAUUUAGUUCCUCAUGACUCACCCUGUAUAUGCGCUGUGCGCCUCUGACCUCAGCGCAACCGCGAAAAAUCGAUGUUCCCGAAUUUCCUCAAACCCAUGCACCACGUGACCUGUGCUUGUACGUAAACACCUAUCCGUCAUCCCGCGAACAAAAGCAUACCUUCCGCGAGACAAACCCCACACAAGACAAAAUACAAACUUCCCCCCACAUUCUUCGAGCAGCUUCAGGACGCCGUGCAAGGUGUUCCCGGGGGGCGAGCAGGGGUCGGGCCUCAGCGUGUGGGCGCUGCCCCAGGCCGUCUGCUGCAACAUGGUGGCCGACAUGGCCGACGCCGACCAUCCCGCAGCGGCAGCCAAUCGGGAGAAGGACGGCAACGCCGCGGACAUCGCCGAGCAGGCCAAUCGGACCAUCUUCGAUUUGGUGAAGACGGGAGAACUCUCUGAGAUAGCCCAAUACGUCGACAAGUCCGGCAAAGAGGUCCUCCGGUCGAGGGACGAAUGGGGCUACACCCCAGCCCACUGGGCAGCCUUGGACGGCAACGUCGAAAUAAUGCGCUACAUCAUCGACAAGGGGGCUCCCGUAGAUCUGCCGUGCCUUGGGACGCAAGGCCCCCGACCCAUACACUGGGCCUGCAGGAAAGGUCACUCGGCGGUGGUGCAAGUCCUCCUGCAAGCCGGCGUGGCCGUCAACGCGGCCGACUUCAAGGGCCUCACACCCUUGAUGACGGCCUGCAUGUUCGGCCGGACGGCGGCGGCCGCCUUCCUGCUGGGCUCGGGCGCCACCAGCGGCCUUGCCGACAUCAAUGGCGACGCGGCGCUGCACUGGGCCGCCUACAAGGGCCACGCCGACCUCAUACGGCUGCUGAUGUACUCCGGCGCUGAUCUGCAAAGGUCCGAUCACUUCGGGUCGACGCCGCUGCAUCUGGCUUGUCUGUCGGGAAGUUUGACGUGCGUCAAACUGCUCUGUGAGAAGAGUAACAUCAAUCUUGAGCCUUUGGACAAAAACGACAAAACCCCUCUGAUGCUCGCCCAGAGUCACAGACACAACGAAAUAGUCCAAUUGCUUCAAAUGGAGAAGAAACGACGAUCCAGCUGGUUCCCCCCAUUGAACGAGGUGUGGGGACUCCUUUUUGGUAAAGCCGGAAACUCAAAAGCGCCUUUGAUCUUCUUCAUGAGUUCUGUUCUCCUCUGGGGAUACCCUAUGUAUGUCAUACGAUGUAUUCCAAUAACCUGGAACAUUCUUCGUGGUUCCCACUACUGUUUCAUUUACUGGAACGUGGUGAUGUGGGUUUGCUGGAUAGUAGCGAACAGGAAGAAUCCAGGUUACAUACCAAUGAAUUCGGAAUCAUACCACAGGUCCAUAAAACAGAUACCCAUGUAUGAUAAGUGGAAGAAGAGGAACGCCAUUUUGAAUCGACUUUGUCACACCUGUAGGUGCCUUAGGCCUCUGAGGGCCAAACACUGUAGGAUAUGCAACAGAUGUGUUUCCUACUUUGAUCACCACUGUCCAUUCAUCUACAAUUGCGUGGGUUUGAGAAAUAGAACGUGGUUCUUUCUAUUUGUGAUGAGCAUAGCUGUGAACUGCUCUUUUACUAUUUAUUUCGCUAUGUAUUGCAUAGCAACAGAGGGAUUCGGGAUUUUGUAUGUCCUUGGACUGCUCGAAGCAUUCGUGUUUUCCGGAUUGGGAUGGAUUUUAACAUGUACCUCGAUUCUUCAUGCAUGCAUGAACCUCACUACAAACGAAAUGUUCAACUACAAACGUUACCCUUACUUGAGGGACAAGCGAGGGCGGUAUCUGAACCCUUUUUCAAGGGGACCCAUACUGAAUCUCAUCGAGUUCUUCUUCUGCACACCUGAAGACUACGAUGACGAUUACGGCUACGACUAUAUUUGAUAUAGGAGGAAUAGUAGCAAUGUUAGCGAGUUUAAAAAAACACACAGAUAGCUUUUAAAAACUUGAUGCUUCAUCGAAAAGUUCGCUUCAGGAUUAUAAGAAAUUUCCAAUUUUCAAUAAUAUUUUCAUUAAAAAAUUGUUGAUGAUUUUAAAACAAUGAGCAGAAUAAUACCUUUGUAUCUUUCUUGAUUUGACACUACACGGUAAAAAUGUUUGAGAUGAUUUUAACUCUAGGUUCAAAAACUUUUUGUCAAUCCUAGUCCAAACCAUAUCGUGUAACCACCUACCCUCUGAAUUAUACUGACAUAA
Molecule: messenger RNA, 2252 nt
Organism: Phaedon cochleariae (mustard beetle)
Lineage: Eukaryota; Metazoa; Arthropoda; Insecta; Coleoptera; Chrysomelidae
Source: the annotation of a GenBank genome assembly